Molecule: messenger RNA, 1065 nt
Organism: Linum tenue
Lineage: Eukaryota; Viridiplantae; Streptophyta; Magnoliopsida; Malpighiales; Linaceae
Source: the annotation of a GenBank genome assembly
AUGGGCCCGGAUUGGGCCUCGAUGCGGAAGGCCGCGGUCGGCAAAGCCCUCAGCAAGGCCGGCCUGGACGGGUGCUACGAACUGAGGAGAAGAGAAGUCGUCGAGUCGUUAAGCGAGUUGGAAGUCGGGAAGCCGGUCGGCGUGUUCGAAUUGGCGCAAGAGGUGGUUUGGAAUGCGACUCUGGGGAUGGUUUGGGGCGGAGAUGUUGAUUACGAGGAGACUCGGGAAGUGGGUAACCGAAUGUUGCGGCUCUUGGGGAAGCCGAACGUUUCGGAUAUUUUCCCGGUGCUGGCGAGGUUUGAUCUGCAGGGGAUUGAGAGGGAAGGGAAAGAGGUGGCUCGACGGUUUGAUCGGAUUGUGAGCGCGGCGAUUGAGAAGAGAUUUGGCGGUGGUGGGGAGAAGAAGGAAGGGGAUAGGGAUAUCGCCGUUGCUGGGAACGAAAACAUAUCGAGAAUGAUCGAGUGGGCAAUGUCAGAGCUACUUAACAGCGACAAGGCAAUGAAAUCAGUGAAGCGAGAGCUAGACGAAAUGGUGGGACUCGACAGCCUAGUUGAGGACCACCAUCUUAGAAACCUCAAAUACCUGGACGCCGUCAUAAAAGAGACGUGUCGAUUACACCUCGCCCUUGUCACCCGGACGGCGAACCAAACCUGUACCGUCGGCGGAUUCACCGUCCCCCAAGGGACGGAAGUCGUCGACAACGGCUGGGCCAUCCACAGGGACCCUCAGUUCUGGGACGAGCCGUCGGAGUUCCGACCGGAGCGGUUUCUGGACGGUGGGGACGGGAGGCCGCCGCCGUUUGAUUUCAUGGGCGGCGGGAGCAGUAGUUUCCGGUACAUUCCAUUCGGGUCGGGUCGGAGGAGCUGUGCGGGAGUUAAUUUGGCGGAGAGGAUGAUGAAGUAUGUGUUGGCUUCGUUCUUGCAUUGUUUCGAGUGGAAGCUUGCCGACGGGGAAGGAGGAGUUGUUGAUUUUGCCGACGAGUUUGCGCUGCUGAUCAAGAAGAAGAGGGCGUUAAUUGCAGUGCCGACUCCCCGCCUGCUUACUGGUGCAGAGCUGCUUGCUUAA